Lycium barbarum (goji berry) is the source of this 2256-nucleotide messenger RNA. RefSeq lists its product as uncharacterized. NCBI's taxonomy places the organism in Eukaryota, Viridiplantae, Streptophyta, Magnoliopsida, Solanales, Solanaceae. Bases 603 to 1301 code for a protein of 232 amino acids. The transcript is spliced from 2 exons. The record is from RefSeq and is a predicted model, not a curated record. Gene Ontology annotation, biological process: DNA transposition. Gene Ontology annotation, molecular function: DNA binding; transposase activity.
AGAAUGAGUUCAAAUAUGCUGUAAUAACUCAUGAAGUUAACCAAGGGAAAUACAUAAAGUGGUGCAAGAAUGAUUGGGAAAGAGUGAGAGCAACUUGUGGUCAUCCAGAUUGCAACUGGGAGAUUUUAGCUUCAAGAAUGCAUCGAGAUAGCGCAUUCCAGAUCAGAACAUACAAUCACACUCAUCGUUGUAAGAAUUGGAACCAUCGUAACAAAUCAAUUAAUUCAUCUUAUAUUGCACGAAGAUACCUUAAGGCCAUAGGCUCAAAUAGGUCUUGGGCAAUCUCCGAAUUCAGAGAUCACGUUAGUAUGGAGCUAAGAGUCCAGGUGACAUUAUCACAAUGUAGAAGGGCUAAGAGAAAAGCACUUGCAUUGAUUGAUGGAGAUCUUAAUGCUCAAUACAAGGUAUUGUGGAACUAUUGCAAUGAGAUUGGUAGGACAAAUCCAAAUACCUCUGUCUAUAUGGAAUUGGUUGAAAAUGAGGUGCCCGACAAGCCUAAGAGAUUCCAGCGAAUUUACAUUUGUUUUGGUGGUUGUAAAGAGGGGUUCAAGAGUGGUUGUCGAAGAAUAAUUGGGAUCGAUGGUUGUUAGCUUAAGGGCCCAAUGUAUGGAACUCAAUUGUUAACUGCUGUUGGAAUUGAUCCAAAUAACAAUAUCUUUCCAAUAGCAUAUGCAGUUGUAGAGAAGGAAAGAAAGGAAUCAUGGGAAUGGUUUUUGAAUUAUUUGAAGAUUGACUUAGAAAUUGAUGAUACUAGUACUUGGACCUUCAUGUCAGAUAAGCAAAAAGGUUUGAUUGAAGCGUUCAAUGAGGUAUUGCCAUAUGUUAGUCAUCGAUUCUGUGUGAGACACCUCCAUAACAACUUCAAGAGGGCCGGAUUCGGUGGUGACUCACUCAAGAAUGCCCUUUGGAAGGCUGGAAGAGCUACGACAGUAGAGUGGUUUGAUGAUUGCAUGGUUGAUAUCUUUGAUCUUGAUCCAGAAGCUGUUGAUUGGCUCAAGAACAAGCCACCUACUGAAUGGUCUAAAUCUCACUUUUCCGAAACUGUGAAAUGUGAUACCUUACUCAAUAAUAUAUGUGAAUGUUUUAAUAGCAUGAUCCUUGAGGCUAGAGAUAAGCCGAUUAUCACUCUAUUGAAGAAGUUAAGGUACUUACUUAUGUCGAGGAUGCAAGCAAAUAGGGAUAAAGGUGCCCAGUGGAAUGUUGGUGAUAUUUGCCCUAGGAUUAAGGAUGUAUUGCACAAAAUCAAGCUAAGGCAGCUGAAUUUAUUCCUAGGAAAUCAAAUGAGUGGAAUUAUGAGAUAAUAGGGGCAAGCAUAAUGAACAAUUGCGCUGUGGAUUUACUAAAUAGAAAAUGCAGUUGUAGGAGAUGGGAUCUAACAGGAAUUCCUUGCAAACAUGCCAUUGCCGCAAUUUGGGCUAAACAUGAUGACAUUAACUCAUACGUGGAUGAUUGUUAUAAGGUAGAAACUUAUAGAAAAAUCUAUGCAUUUUCUAUUCUACCUAUGAACGGUCAAGAUAUGUGGCCUAAGUCGAAAAACAUACCUCCUUUGCCUCCACGGUUGGUAAGACAAAGUACCAAAGGAAAAAAACAAAAGCAGCGGAGAAAAGAACCAGAUGAAGUGGGAGCAAGUAGACAAAAAAUGAGAAGGAAGCAAAAUAAAUUGGACUGUAUCUUAUGCCACAAACCAGGCCAUAAUAUAAGAACCUGCAGUUUAAAUCGUGUGUAUCCAGAUUCUCAUGAUGAUAAGACAACGCAACAAGGAUCAUCAUUUCCUACUGUACCUUUUGCUCCUACAAAGCUUACGGUGAGAAGAGGACCUGCUAGCGAAGAACAUAUGAAAGCAACUCAAGAAAGUGGAGUGUCUGACAACUCAUUUUUUAGUAUGUAAAUUGUUGUUGUUAAAGAUUGUGUUUUGCUGCUGUUGAAGGAAAAUUUUUGCUGCUAUAGAAGGAUAAGUUUUGCUGCUCUAAAAGGAUAGUUUUGCUGUUGUGAAAGGUUAAUUUUUGCUGCUGAAGUCUGGUGUAAAUGAGUCGAUGUUGCUGUUGAAGACGAUGUGGACAGGUUUAUAUGCAUAGCAGACUAAAAGGGAUAGGUUGAUAUGCAUAAAAGGGUUAAUUUUUUGUUGCUAAAGAUUGAUGUAAAAGAGUAGAUUUUAGUAACUCUUCAUUUUGGUUUAGUUACUGUAAAGAGCUACAGUACUAUAUUUCUCAGAAGAUGGAUAUUAUCUAUAAAGGAGAUACUUUUAUUAGCUCCUUA